AUGGACACUGUUGUAGAACUUGAACAGAAGCGAGUAUGCCGUGUGAUGAGCGGGAAAAGGGGAAGAUUUACGGUGGAAAAUUUGAACCACGUGCGCUGUGCCCUGAUCUCGGAUAGCGAAAACCUUGGCCUUCUGGAAAAGGCCACAACGUCAGCCCAUUAUGACGAGGCAUCGAAAACGAUGAUGGCCAGAUUAACGUUGAACAUGAAAGAGACGCAGAAGAAGAAUUCCGAGGCCAACUAUUUGAUGGACGUUGUCGAGACAUACGUCGACGAAUGUGAUUGCAUAAACUUCAACGACACCUUUAAUUCCCCUCAUGUAAUAAUAUUCGCGCUGAGCACCGAUGACAAAUCGCAGGCUUUGAAAAGGAUAGAAUUCGUCAGAAGAAAGAUAGAUUCACAGGAAUGGAUUUGUCCAGUGAUUCUGCUUGCCUACCGCUCUCCCGACCGCGGAUCCACUCCAUACGACGUCAUGAAACAGUUAAAGGAGUUAUCAAGGAAUUCGAAAGUUUUUCGCUGCAUGGAAUCAACUGGAUUAGGAAAGAGCCUACUACGGCACUGCUUUGCGGUUGCUCUGAUGGCUGCACGUCCUUUUCUGGCUACAACCAGAGCAGAAAACGACGUCUGCAUUGACGAUGGAAUGGAAAAGCGACGUGAAAAAUUGCCUCGGAAACCGAACAUGGAAGAGAAAAUUCCUAGUAUCGACAUUUUGCAGAAUAAGUCUCCUUUCAAAAAGUCAUGUAGAAUUCAAUAA
This is a messenger RNA of Haemonchus placei, 753 nucleotides long. The record is from the annotation of a GenBank genome assembly. NCBI's taxonomy places the organism in Eukaryota, Metazoa, Nematoda, Chromadorea, Rhabditida, Trichostrongylidae.